Abrus precatorius (Indian licorice) is the source of this 742-nucleotide messenger RNA. RefSeq lists its product as uncharacterized. The record is from RefSeq and is a predicted model, not a curated record. The transcript has 3 exons. The coding region runs from base 81 to 431 and encodes 116 amino acids. Lineage: Eukaryota; Viridiplantae; Streptophyta; Magnoliopsida; Fabales; Fabaceae.
GCGCGCACAAUAAUUUUGAGCAAACAUUGGGAGCAUGCUUUCGUAGUGAACGCCCUUCUCCUGGUUGAACUGGAAUUCCCAUGGCUUCACAGCGAUGCCCUCACAAUGGCAGUCAUCAUAUGCAUCACUGCCCUCACUGUCCCCUCCGCCGUCACUGCCUCCAUUGCCCUCUCCACAACCCUCACUUUCACCUCUCCACUCUCUCACCUCUCCACACGCAUCCCAAUUCUUCCACAAUUCCUCAUUACAAUCAAAUACCCCUCACUUCUCUCCCUCAAAUUUCACAAGAGCUGAAGCCUACAGAGCUAGAUGGUGAGGAAGCGGAUGAUGAACCAGUGUUUGUUCUAACUGAUGAAUGGAGGGAAUUCUUUGCAAAAUCUGAAGCUAGGAGAAAACUAGAGAAGAAGCAAGACAAGAAGGGAAAGAAGUAACUAUAGAGAGAAAAAUUUGCUUACAAUUACUGUAUGGGGAAUCAAGAGGUCUGAUGACAAUCCUGCCCUUGAAAAUGUAAUUUCUUUCGUGCCAGAGGAGUAUCGAUAAUCAUGGUUUACUCGCAAUGUAUUACAAGAAGGAAAUCUUCUCUGCACUUGUUAAAAUGAUGAAAUACUUACUAAUAUCUGUAGUUCAUUUUUUGUUUGUUGGAUCAUGUUAUUUUAUAAAUUUCAUUAACAAAAGACUAAUCCGUAGAUAUAUGUUUACAAGAAAAUGUCAAAAAAGUGUGCUAGUAUUUCUGUAUUUGUUC